ACAAUUUUCGUAACUUGUUUGCACGCACAAGCUUCCCCAAAACUAAAAAGGGCUCCUUACGGAUCUUCUGAUAUGACCACGUCACAGUUGCUCUGAUCCGCCACAACCAUUUGUUUGUUUUCUUGGAAACGUCGAUCAGACUUUCCUCUCAGAAAUGGAGCACUACUACUGCUAAUCGCACUAGACCAUCAGUAGUACUACCAUUUUCUGAUACUGCAGCACUUCAAGCAGAAAGCAAGGAGCUAGGUGCCAGCGAUGGCUUCGGCGGAGCUCCCGGAGGUCGUCGAGCGCAAGAAGAAGAGCAACGUCAUGUAUGCCUUCAUGUGCUCCAUCCUCGCCUCCAUGGCCUCCAUCAUCCUUGGCUACGACAUUGGGGUGAUGAGCGGCGCGGCGCUCUACAUCAAGAAGGACCUCAAGAUCACGGACGUGCAGCUGGAGAUCUUGAUGGGCAUCCUCAAUUUCUACUCGCUCAUCGGCUCCUUCGCGGCGGGGCGGACGUCCGACUGGAUCGGCCGCCGGUUCACCGUCGUCGUCGCGGCCGCGUUUUUCUUCGUCGGCGCCUUGCUCAUGGGCCUCGCCGGCGGCUACGCCACGCUGAUGUUCGGCCGCUUCGUGGCCGGCGUCGGCGUGGGCUACGGGCUGAUGAUCGCGCCGGUGUACACCGCCGAGGUGUCCCCCGCGUCGGCCCGCGGCUUCCUCACCUCCUUCUCCGAAGUGUUUAUCAACGUCGGGAUCGUCCUCGGGUACGUCUCCAACUAUGCCUUUGCCCGCCUGCCGCUCCACCUCGGCUGGCGCGUCAUGCUCGGCAUCGGCGCGGCGCCGUCCGUCCUGCUGGCGCUCAUGGUGUUCGGCAUGCCGGAGUCCCCACGCUGGCUCGUCAUGAAGGGCCGCCUCGCGGACGCCAGGGUCGUACUGGACAGAAUCGCCGAGACGCCGGAGGAGGCUGCGGAACGCCUGGCCGACAUCAAGGCUGCCGCUGGGAUUCCCCACGAAGCCGACGGCGACGUGGUCGCCGUGCCCAAGAGGAAAAGCGCCGAGGAGAAGCAGGUCUGGAAGGAGCUGAUCCUGUCCCCGACCCCGACCGUGCAGCGCAUCCUGCUUGCGACGCUUGGCCUCCAGUUCUUCCAGCAGGCUUCAGGCGUUGACUCCGUCGUGCUGUACAGCCCGCGCGUGUUCCAGAGCGCGGGCAUCACCGACGACGACCAGCUCCUUGCCACCACCUGCGCCGUGGGCGUCACCAAGACUGUCAUCGUGCUGUUGGCCGCGGUCCUCCUCGACCGCGUCGGCAGGCGCCCGCUGAUGCUGACCAGCUCCGGCGGCAUGGCCGUCUCGCUCGUCGGCCUCGCCACAGGGCUCACCGUCGUGGGCCGGCACCCACCCGCCGAAGUUCCCUGGGCCGUGGCCCUGUGCGUCACGUCCACUCUGGCCUUCGUGUCGUUCUUCUCGAUCGGCCUCGGGCCCAUGACUGCGGUGUACACAUCGGAGAUCUUCCCGCUGCGGGUGCGCGCUCUGGGCUACGCGGUCGGCGUGGCGUGCAACCGCGUGACCAGCGGCGUCGUCUCCAUGACCUUCCUGUCGCUGUCCAGCGCCAUCACCAUCGGCGGCAGCUUCUUUCUCUACGCCGGCAUCGUCACUCUCUCGUGGGUGUUCUUCUUCACCUGUCUCCCGGAGACGCGCGGCCGGACGCUGGAGGAGAUGGGAGAGCUGUUCGGCACAAUUGACGCGGGCACCGAAGCAGAUGACGCUUCCGCGAGACUCCUUUCGUCAGAGUUGACCACAUGAUACUGUUUUUGCGCUUUGGUUUGUCUGCACGUAAGUGUGCAAUUAUAUGUGGUAAUGUGUAAAGUGUUCGUGAAUGUACUUUUAUAUUCAAAAGUAGAGUAAGUUUUGAACCGUGUUAUUUGAGGGUGGGGCUUUGGUUU
This is a messenger RNA of Sorghum bicolor (sorghum), 1922 nucleotides long. RefSeq names its product putative polyol transporter 1. Gene Ontology annotation, cellular component: membrane. Gene Ontology annotation, biological process: transmembrane transport. The transcript has 2 exons. The record is from RefSeq and is a predicted model, not a curated record. Bases 256 to 1782 code for a protein of 508 amino acids. Gene Ontology annotation, molecular function: carbohydrate transmembrane transporter activity. NCBI's taxonomy places the organism in Eukaryota, Viridiplantae, Streptophyta, Magnoliopsida, Poales, Poaceae.